Molecule: messenger RNA, 1863 nt
Organism: Solea solea (common sole)
Lineage: Eukaryota; Metazoa; Chordata; Actinopteri; Pleuronectiformes; Soleidae
Gene: slc61a1
Product: major facilitator superfamily domain containing 5
Exons: 2
Coding region: 1-1236 (411 amino acids)
Biological process (GO): molybdate ion transport
Cellular component (GO): membrane
Molecular function (GO): molybdate ion transmembrane transporter activity
Source: RefSeq, a predicted model, not a curated record
AUGACAGUGUCUCAAAGAGUGUCCGUAGGGGAAAUGACACCCAGUGCUGUACAGAAAAUGCCCAUCUUGGUGAUAGGAAGUUGUGAGAUACUCCCUCAAGCCUUGGGUCGCAGACAGACAUGUCUGCUCUUCUGCCUGUCCUACUCAGCUUGUUGUCUCACCAAGCUUUCCAGAGAUUACUUUGUUUUGAUUUUUGGUCGUGUCCUGGGGGGUCUGUCCACAUCCCUGCUGGCCACCACAUUUGAAGCCUGGUACGUGCACCGACAUGUAGAUGUCCAUGAUUUUCCCAAGGAGUGGAUCCCCAGCACCUUCACCAAAGCUGCUACUUGGAACCACGGACUUGCUGUGGGAGCAGGACUGGUAGCUAACUUGCUGGCUGAGUGGCUCCACUUGGGGCCAGUAGCUCCCUUUCUCCUGGCUGUCCCCUGUCUGAUGUGCUGUGGCUGGGUGUUGAUAACAGACUGGGGCAAGGAAGAUGCUGAAGGAGGUCCUGAAGGAAACAAACAGACACUACUUGGCACUUCAAAUGGAGGUGUGACUCAUUUGUCUGCAAAGGCCCGUUUCUUCCGCAGCUGCCAUGAGGGGCUGCGUUGCCUGCUGUCAGACAGGAGAGUCAUGCUCUUGGGUGGAGUGCAGGCUCUGUUUGAAAGUGUCUUGUACAUUUUUGUUUUCCUGUGGACCCCAGUACUGGACCCUCAUGGACCCCCUUUGGGAAUAGUGUUCUCCUGCCUGAUGGCGGCCAGCAUGGCUGGCUCCUUGCUGUACCGCCUAGCCACUUCCACUCGCUACCAUCUACAGCCUGGCCAUGUGCUCUGUCUGGCUGUGUUGAUGGCUUUCUUUUCUUUCUUCAUGUUGACAUUUUCCACUGCUCCAGGCCAGCCCAGACCUCAUGAAUCCUUCUGGGCCUUCCUGCUGCUGGAGCUGGCCAGUGGCCUCUACUUCCCAGCAGUCAGUUUUCUCCAGGGCAGGGUUAUCCCAGAGGAGAAGCGGGCUAGUGUGCUGGCCUGGUUCCGGCUGCCUCUGCACCUGCUGGCCUGCUUGGGGCUGCUGGCACUUCAUGGGGAAGUAUCAGGAGCAGGUGGAGGGGAAGCUGGCAGCGGCACCAGACACAUGUUUGGGGGCUGUGCCGUCAUGAUGUUGGCAGCUUUGAUGGCUGUUGUUAGUUUGUUCACUCUGGGCAGAAAUGACACAGAGCUAAGACUGGAGGGAACCAGGGGGGAGGGGGAGAUGGACUGAGGAGAAAGGCCACAUAUCCUUUAAUGCUUUACUGGUAUGAAUUACACCAGUUUAGCAUGACUAAAUAAAAAAUCUAUAUGGCCAGGGUAGUUUUCUUGUUGUCAAAUAUAUCAUUGAAGAAAAUCAAAGCCUAAAGGAUGAGGACUAAUUUAAUAUUUUUUAUAUGUUUAACUUGUUACUUUUUGGGGACUUACUUUUUCUUAUUGUGUGAGGAUGCUUAAGGAACAUGGAUAUAUUAACCUGCAGUAAAAACUUUAUCAUCUAUACAUGAUAAUAUGUGAUUGCCUUAAUGUAAUCACCUACAGGGAAAGAGAAAGAUGUGUUUGUCAGGAAUGAAGUUUAAUUCAUGUCACUUGCCCACAGCCACACAGGGAUAGGUAAUUCUGAAGGCAUGGACAGACCUAUUUACUUGGAUCUGAAUGAAAAAGAAAUAUGGUGACAACUAGCAUGACUAUCUGAAUGCCUCUGCUUUACAAUUUCCCUACAGUUCUUUUACUGCCAGUUUACUGGUUGUUACAUUUUUGUCUGGUUUAUUUUGAAUACUUAUUCUGUGCCAUCUGCAGGGUAUUUUAUCUCUAUUGUCUCAACAUUUCCACACUUUUAAAUAAAGUGCUAUUGUAAACAGUA